Molecule: messenger RNA, 929 nt
Organism: Laetiporus sulphureus 93-53
Lineage: Eukaryota; Fungi; Basidiomycota; Agaricomycetes; Polyporales; Laetiporaceae
Exons: 3
Coding region: 65-640 (191 amino acids)
Source: RefSeq, a predicted model, not a curated record
GGACCAUCCACCCCAUUCCGACUAUUCCCUCUCAUCGACAUCCUCUGUAUCGUUGUCAUUCUCCAUGUCGACAGCCCGCGUCUCACGCACAUCGGAAUCACUGCUGUCUGAUCCUGUCAUGGCCGCUCCAGUAGAUGCCAAUGCUGCGGCGCAGGUCAAAGGCCCUGACCCUCGCCUUCCGCCCGAGAUCUGCGAGCGCAUCAUCGACCAUCUCAAUCCACUGGAAAUGUGGCCUGAAGGUGAAAGACAGACUCUAUUGGACUGCGCCCUCGUUUGCCAAGGGUGGUACACCAAGAGCCGCGUGGACUUUUUCGAGGAGCCCAGGAUCCACACUCGGGAACAGGCGAUCACCUGUGUAAGAGUUGGUUACUACAGGUCCGGAGUUGGCAUCGAUUCUCACGAUGCUGGCAGGGAAACUUCCAAAGCUGUCCUCGCUCAGCUUCGAGUACUGCUCUAUGCACCAUUUAGCAUUUUGGAGCUUGCACGAAUUCAGUCAUAUCACAUCAUUGUCACUAUGGAAUGUGACCUUGCCAUCGGCGAGCCCCUUCUUUCAGGUCAUCUGUUCAUUUCCUCGUCUGAAGACCUUUUAUUGCUACAAGCUGCACUGGUGCAAAUUAAGGUCCAUGGCUCCGCUGCCUGAAUGCCAUCGCAUGCCUUUGAGGACAGUGACUGCUCUCCAUUAUGAUCUAUCAUGCUUGGAAGACAUUGGGCAUACCCUUCUCAGUCCGCUGGAUCAAGCAAUCCUCAAAACACUCAACCUAGUACGACCUACAGUCUCUGCAGCAACUCUUGCUUUUACUCAAGACGUGCUAAAUGUAGCCAGCAUGAGACUCGAGGAGGCAAUAAUCCUUUUUCAGGCACGGGAGAAAGAUGCUUCUCGCAUUUACUUUCCUCUCCAAAUUAUCCCGGACGUGCAGCAUCCACGAACC